AGCACUCGGUCACCACCCCUCCCACCAAAACUUGACACUCAACUUAAAACUCCUCUCUAUUCUCUAUUCUCUAUUUCCAAGAUUUUCAGACAUCCUCCUCCAUCCACAGAAUACAGACCACUCUGCUCAAAUUUACCCACCGCUGCGUGAGGAUUUCUGCUCUCACACUCUAUUAGCAAGAAAAUGGUGAGGGAUUGCAUGGACUGCAGGAAGUGGGAAGAAGACAUGUACUGGUCGCGUUUUCAGACAGUUCAGUUCUGUCAGGUCCUCACCGGCAGAUUUGAUCAGCAACUUGCCAUCCCCAAAAAGUUUGCCAACAAUCUAAGAGAGAAGAUGGCAGGAUCAGUAGCAUUGAAAGGCCCAAGUGGGCAUGAAUGGAGUGUAGAACUGGUGACAAACGGAGAUAUAUUGCUUCUCAGACAUGGCUGGAAAGCAUUUGUUGAAGACCAUUCCCUAGAAGAAAAUGAUAUUUUAAUUUUCAAGUACAAUGGGAAUUCAAGAUUUGAGGUUUUGAUGUUUGAUCAAGAAAGCUUGUGCGAGAAAGCAACAUCUUAUUUUGUUAAGAAAUGUGAGCACACGGAAAGUGCACGUGGCAAUAAGCGAAGGAGAAGCUUGGAAGAAAGUUUUGAUGAAACCAAUCAAUCCUCGGAUGAUGUUGCUGAUGAUCAUAGAGCGAAAAAACCAAAGAGUGAUGCUGCACGAACACCACCUUCAAGAAUACAGCCUAGUCGAUCUACUUCAAGGAGUCGAAGGGGAAUAAAAAAAGGAAAGCGAGGGUCAAGAGGUGCAUACCCUUUGCAGCUAAAAUCUCGUAGACGGGAGGUAACCGAAGAAGAAAAGCAGAGAGCGCAACAAAUGGCUGUUGCCGUUUCAUCCGACAACAGUUUCAUUGUGGUUAUGCGGGCAUCACAUGUUUACAAGGGAUUCUUCAUGUCAAUUCCGGCUGAGUGGGCAAGGCUCCAUCUUCCCAACAAAAGCCAUGACAUAGAACUUCGCGUCAAAGAUAACAUAUGGAAGGCUAAAUACCACUAUAAAGGUUAUGGUGGUGGACUUACUGGUGGGUGGAAGAAUUGGAAGAGAAGAAUUUCGUCCUUGAAAAUUUCUUGGAAGAAUUUGAUGUUUGUUUAUUUGAUAUCGUAA
Molecule: messenger RNA, 1140 nt
Organism: Sesamum indicum (sesame)
Lineage: Eukaryota; Viridiplantae; Streptophyta; Magnoliopsida; Lamiales; Pedaliaceae
Product: B3 domain-containing protein REM16-like
Molecular function (GO): DNA binding
Source: RefSeq, a predicted model, not a curated record